AUGUUGCAGCUGCAGUUCAGCAAGCCCGAAGGGAAGGAUUUCAUCCAUCUUAUUCUGUUCGAAUGCACUGGACCCCCAGGUGGUGCAAAGCACGUUUCUCGAAAUGGCGCUAAGAUAUGCGUGUCUGCUGUGAUGGAUGAGAAUACGCCUGCUGGGAAAAUUCAUAUGACGCCGUAUGAGUUGAACAGAUACUCGUUGCCUUACUUGCAAAAGCACUAUAUCUAUCGGAAGAAGGAUUCGGUGUCACGAUUCGUGCGAGCCGUUUAUUAUUGUGAAAUAUGUCACUAUCAUAUAUGGACAGUGGCGCAAGCAGUGUCGCAUUUUACUGCGCGUGAACACAUCGACAAUGAAGAAAAAGAGGCGAUGUCAAAGAAAUUGGAAAGUUUACCAGAACCAGUGAAGGAUCAGAUGGCAAGUGUGGAAAUAAUUUUGCACCAACAGUGCAAAUCCGCAGUACUUACGGACGAGCAAUAUGAAAUGGCAAAGAGUAUCGCCAGCUCGCUAUCAUUGUUAUUGCAGACCAAUGUGCACAAAAACGUUUCAUUGUCGCUGUUUGGCUCGUAUUACAUGAAACUUGCAACAGCGAGUAGUGAUGUAAAUCUGGCUUUGACUUGUCCACCAGAACUUUCGUUUGGCCAGUCGCUGUUUCGAGUUAAAGAAACACUGGAGGAUUCAACAAUAGGUAUUGUUUCACUAUGCGCUGUUUAG
Molecule: messenger RNA, 708 nt
Organism: Gongylonema pulchrum
Lineage: Eukaryota; Metazoa; Nematoda; Chromadorea; Rhabditida; Gongylonematidae
Source: the annotation of a GenBank genome assembly